AUGAUAAAUGGGUCAUUGACAAAACUACAAAAUGUAAUCAAGGAUGAGAGCACAGGUGAUUUCAACACUUGGAGAACAAAAUUUGAAAAUGGGUCAUUGAUGAAAGAUAUUUCACUUGAUCACAUCUCAGACAAUCCAUCCUCUAAGAGUAGCAGCAGAGAGAAUAAUGAGACUGAUGAUCAAAUGCUUGAAUUGUGGGAAACUGCUAAGCAGGACUGCUAUCAUAGUUUAAUG
Messenger RNA from Sphenostylis stenocarpa, 234 nucleotides. The record is from the annotation of a GenBank genome assembly. NCBI's taxonomy places the organism in Eukaryota, Viridiplantae, Streptophyta, Magnoliopsida, Fabales, Fabaceae.